Fusarium tjaetaba is the source of this 1635-nucleotide messenger RNA. Its product is annotated as FAD NAD(P)-binding domain protein. NCBI's taxonomy places the organism in Eukaryota, Fungi, Ascomycota, Sordariomycetes, Hypocreales, Nectriaceae. The record is from RefSeq and is a predicted model, not a curated record. Bases 1 to 1635 code for a protein of 544 amino acids. The transcript is spliced from 5 exons. Gene Ontology annotation, molecular function: FAD binding; protein binding.
AUGCACGACUUGAUCAUUGUAGGAGGAGGCCCUGUUGGUCUGUUCCUCGGUCUAAAUCUAGCACUCAAAGGCAUAAAAGUUCUCGUUAUCGAGAAGGCGGCAGAAAUCCCCCAAAGUCCCAGGGCACUCAUGAGGAACUUUCCCAUUGUCCUCAACGAAUUUGCCAAAGUCGGCAUAUUGGACGAGGUAACGGCUGCAGGAUUUAAGAAUACCGAGGGUCUGUGUUUCCGAACGCCGUAUAGUGGUACCAACAGAGUGCUGGCAAAGAUUCCGCCAGGGAGAUCCUCCAAAGGCUCAGUGGACUAUGGCGUCCAACUUGGCCAGGCAAAGCUCAGCUCUAUCAUGCUUCGUCACGCGUUGCAGUGUCCCAGCUUCUCUAUCCGGUACAAUACGCGUGUCGCCGGUGCAGAGACAGUCUCUGCGCCAUUCAUGGUCGCCUGUGACGGCGCCAACUCAGCCGUUCGCAAGGCGCUGCAGAUUCCCUUUGAGGGCUUCACGUGGAAAGAUUGGCAGUUCGUGGCCGUGAACAUCCACUACGACUUUUCCAAGUACGGCUACCCUGCAGCAAACCACAUAAUCGACCCUGAGGAUUGGGCCGUUAUUGUACGGGCCAGCAAUGAGAAGGAGGGCCUGUGGCGUGUUGCUCUGGGAAUCCCGCCAGACCUGAAGCCAGCCAACGUCGAGCCGAGUGUUAUCGCGAAGUUGGAGCGGUUGAUGCCUGGUCCGAGGCCACUAGACUACAAGAUUGAUGCGAUUAAUCCCUACUGGGCUCACGAAAAAGUGGCACAAUCGUUUCGGUCGGGGAGGGUUGUGCUGUGUGGCGAUGCUGCUCACUUAAACAAUCCUCUCACGGCCCUUGGUCUAACCACAGGCCUCGUAGAUGCCGCUGUCCUCGCCCGUGUUAUUCCUCUGGUUCUUCUACCCGAGAACAUGACAUCUACAAAAUGGCCGAAACUUCUGGAUCAAUACGCCACAGUUCGGCGCAAAGACUUUGUUCAGCGUGUACAGAAGCAAGCCAUCGAUGGGAAGAAGCGAAUCCACUCCUUGGAUCCCAAGGUUGUCCAUGAGAGGGAUGACUUCUUUAACAUGUUGAACAAGAGUCCAGGUUUCGCCAACUUUAUAGCCUCGCUUAUGAUGGAACCCCUAGCAGAGGACCUUUGGCCUUCUCCGCUAACGGACAGGCCUUACUAUAGAUCAGCGUUAUCUUGGGCAGCGGGUAAUGGCCACGAUGGUGUUGUGGAACGUCUAAUCCGUGGCUUAUCGAUUGGUCCUCGGUCCUUGAGAAUCGUCCUUCGGCAAGGGGCCAAGAUCAACGAGUUGGACUCGGAUAACCGAACGCCCCUUACUUAUGCUAUCUGGAAUGGAUACAUAUCGGUCGUUCGCCGUUUGGUCGAAGCUGGCGCGUGGGUUGAUAUUCCCGAUGUCUUGGGAGGAACACCGACAUCGUACGCAUUCACAAGCGGAUAUUCUGAGAUAGGAAAUCUGGUCCUACGAAGAGAUUUUCUCAGCAACGCAGAGCAUAAACAGGGUGAGAGGCUUCUACUGUCCGCAUCAAAGUACGGCCACAUUCAUGUGGUGAGAGUGCUUCUAGAAGCAAGGAACACAAACCUCAAUCUCAAGGAUGGUGAAGGCUAG